AUGCAGUGCCUGGGUCGGCCAGUCGUUGGCCUGCGGGCUGGCGCCACCACGCGGUGCCGCAAGCCACUGACGAGGAGGGAGACCCGCGUCCGCGCGGCGGAUGAGGGCCGGGUGAAGGUUGAGACCCAGGAGCCGGAGAAGGCGGCUGGCGCGAAGGAGGGAUCGGCCAAGGUGGACGCGUCGAGCCUGGCCAAGAAGACGGCGGCGACGUUUGCGCCGCGGGCGUCAGGGAACACGGGCAAGAACCCGGCGGUGCGCGGGACGGUGCUGUACGACGUGUUCGUGUGGCAGGCGUACCUGUCGGCCGCGUUCGGCGGCCUGCUGGCCUUCAACGUCCUGUUCCCGUCGGACCACCCCGACGUGUGGCGCCUGAUGGGCAUGUGGUCCAUCUGGAUGCUCACGGUGCCGUCGCUGCGCGCGAAGGAGUGCACGGCGGAGGAGAAGUCGGCGCUGGACAUCCUGUUCCUGGCCAUGCCGAUCAUGAACGUGCUGCUGCCCUUUGCGUGGAAGUCGUUCGCGUUCGUGUGGACCAUGGACGUCAUCCUCAUGCUCGGCGUGUACAAGUGGCGGAAAGCGCCCCUCAACCCCUUCUACUAG
Molecule: messenger RNA, 597 nt
Organism: Pedinophyceae sp. YPF-701
Lineage: Eukaryota; Viridiplantae; Chlorophyta; Pedinophyceae
Source: the annotation of a GenBank genome assembly